Molecule: messenger RNA, 381 nt
Organism: Trichomonas vaginalis G3
Lineage: Eukaryota; Parabasalia; Trichomonadida; Trichomonadidae
Product: multidrug resistance protein YPNP-related family
Exons: 1
Coding region: 1-381 (126 amino acids)
Source: RefSeq, a predicted model, not a curated record
AUGUUUUCGAGAUCAGAUGGAUAUCUCAAAUGGGCUGGACCGAUGAUGAGAUUCAGAAACGCUUUAGGUUGCUUUGCUCUUGGCCGUUUUAAUUGCCAAGCAAUUCUUCAAUCUUUCCAAAAAGGUGGCUUAGCCACAAUCCUCUCAUUUUCCUCACAGUUCUUAGCUAUUACUGGUUUCUCAUUAUUGAUGUAUUAUGUUAAAAAGAAUGACGCCGUCCAUCUUUUCUGGUGUUAUCCUCUCACAGAUUCAUUUGGCUUAGUCUGCGGUCUUGCUUUUUGUUCUCCAACACUCUAUAAUGCCUUCAAAUUUGCGAAGAGCGAGCCAAAGGAUGACGGCGAAUUGAGUGCAAACAUAUAUCAUGCUGCAACACAAGUUUAA